This is a messenger RNA of Merops nubicus (carmine bee-eater), 2403 nucleotides long. RefSeq names its product minichromosome maintenance complex component 8 (gene MCM8). NCBI's taxonomy places the organism in Eukaryota, Metazoa, Chordata, Aves, Coraciiformes, Meropidae. The record is from RefSeq and is a predicted model, not a curated record. Gene Ontology annotation, cellular component: nucleus; MCM complex. Bases 196 to 2403 code for a protein of 735 amino acids. The transcript has 18 exons. Gene Ontology annotation, biological process: double-strand break repair via homologous recombination. Gene Ontology annotation, molecular function: ATP binding; ATP hydrolysis activity; single-stranded DNA binding.
GGCUGGCGAGGCGGCUGGCGAGGCAGAGGACAGAAGGGAGAGAGCAGGAAAGCAGCCGAACCUGUAAGAUCUCGACUAGUUCAGUCAACGCUGGACCAGUUUAUUCCCUAUAAAGGCUGGAAGCUUUAUUUCUCUGAAGCUUAUGCUGACAAGUCUCCUUUUGUCCAGAAGACUCAAGCCUUUGAGAAGUUUUUCAUGCAACGCAUUGAUCUUUAUGAUAAGGAUGAAAUAGAAAGAAAAGGAAGUAUUCUUGUGGAUUAUAAGGACUUAAUACAUGACAGAGAAUUGACUAAAUCGAUACCAAAUAUAUCUGAUGAAUUAAGAGAUAUGCCUCAGAAAAUACUGCACUGUAUGGGUCUGGCAAUUCAUCAGGUGCUGACAAAGGAUCUGGAAAGGCAUGCUGCAGAGCUGCAGGUGCAGGAGGGGUUACCCCUUGAUGGAGAACCUAUAAUAAAUGUGCCUCUCAUUCAUGCCAGGGUGUACAACUAUGAUCCACUGACCCAGCUGAGGAACAUCCGUGCCAACUGCUACGGGAAGUACGUUGCCUUGCGUGGCACCGUCGUGCGGGUCAGCAACAUCAAGCCCCUGUGCACUAAGCUGGCUUUUGUCUGUGGCACGUGUGGAGAUGUUCAGGGUGUUCCUUUACCUGAUGGAAAGUACACUCUUCCAACUAAGUGUCUUAUUCCUGAGUGCCGUGGGCGAUCCUUCACAGCUGACAGAAGCUCUCCUUUAACCACCACAGUGGACUGGCAGUCUGUUAAGGUGCAGGAGCUGAUGUCGGAUGAUCAGCGGGAGUCGGGCCGGAUCCCUCGCACCAUCGAAUGUGAGCUGGUUCAGGAUCUUGUGGACAGCUGUGUUCCAGGAGACAUGGUCACAAUCACAGGGAUUGUGAAGGUGUCCAGCACUGAGGAAGGAGCCUCUAAAAAUAAGAAUGACAAGUGUAUGUUCUUGUUGUACAUUGAGGCAAAUUCUGUCAGCAACAGUAAAGGACAAAAACCAAAGAAUUUUGACGAGACUUUUCAAAGAUCCUUCAUGGAGUUUUCACUUAAAGACCUCUAUGCUGUUCAAGAAAUUCAAGCUGAGGAGAACCUCUUCAGGCUCAUCGUGAACUCUCUUUGUCCUGCAAUUUAUGGCCAUGAGAUUGUAAAAGCAGGUUUGGCCCUGGCAUUAUUUGGGGGAUGUCAGAAGUUUGUGGACGACAAGAACAGAAUCCCAGUGCGAGGAGAUCCACAUGUGCUGGUGGUUGGAGAUCCAGGAUUAGGAAAGAGUCAAAUGCUGCAAGCAGUGUGUAACGUUGCUCCUCGAGGUGUGUAUGUCUGUGGUAACACUUCUACCAGCUCUGGCCUGACUGUUACACUGUCUAGAGAUGGUGCUUCUGGAGAUUUUGCCUUGGAAGCUGGUGCUUUAGUGCUUGGAGAUCAAGGCAUGUGUGGAAUAGACGAAUUUGAUAAGAUGGGAAACCAGCAUCAGGCGUUGUUGGAAGCCAUGGAACAACAAAGCAUCAGCCUUGCCAAGGCUGGCGUCGUUUGCAGUUUGCCAGCUCGGACGUCUAUUAUUGCUGCAGCCAACCCAGUUGGAGGACAUUACAACAAAGCCAAAACUGUGUCUGAGAACUUAAAAAUGGGGAGUGCUUUGCUGUCGAGAUUUGACCUGGUUUUCAUUUUGCUGGACACCCCAAACGAAGACCACGACCACUUGCUGUCGGAGCACGUGCUGGCGAUGCGGGCAGGGCGGCGGGCAGGGAGCAGCAGCGCCGGCACGGCCCCUGCCGGCACCCAGGAGCGCUCCCUGCUCCAGCUCCCCUCCGACCGACCGCUGCUCGACAGGCUCAAGAUCUUACCAGGAGAAAACUUUGAUGCCAUUCCACAUCAGCUGCUGAGGAAGUAUGUCGGAUAUGCUCGGCAGUACGUUCACCCAAGUUUAUCUCCAGAAGCUGCUCAGGUCCUCCAGGAAUUCUACCUUGAGCUCCGGAAGCAGAACCAGGGAGCAGACAGCACACCAAUCACCACGAGGCAGCUAGAGUCCCUGAUUCGACUUACAGAGGCACGAUCAAGGCUGGAAUUAAGGGAGAAAUCUACCAAAGAAGAUGCUGAGGAUGUAAUAGAAAUAAUGAAAUAUAGCAUGCUGGGGACUUACUCCGAUGAGUUUGGAAAACUGGACUUUGAACGUUCACAGCACGGCUCUGGGAUGAGCAAUCGGUCACAAGCAAAGAGAUUUGUUUCUGCCCUCAACAGUAUUGCAGAGAGAACUUACAACAAUCUCUUUGACUUGCAACAGCUUCGAGAGAUCGCAAAGGAGCUACAAAUACGAGUAUCUGAUUUUGAAAGCUUUAUUGGAUCCCUAAAUGAUCAGGGUUAUCUUUUGAAGAAAGGUGCAAGAGUUUACCAGCUUCAGACUAUGUGA